Molecule: messenger RNA, 1182 nt
Organism: Hypanus sabinus (Atlantic stingray)
Lineage: Eukaryota; Metazoa; Chordata; Chondrichthyes; Myliobatiformes; Dasyatidae
Gene: tafazzin
Product: tafazzin, phospholipid-lysophospholipid transacylase
Exons: 10
Coding region: 243-1037 (264 amino acids)
Biological process (GO): inner mitochondrial membrane organization; cardiolipin acyl-chain remodeling
Cellular component (GO): mitochondrial membrane
Molecular function (GO): 1-acylglycerophosphocholine O-acyltransferase activity
Source: RefSeq, a predicted model, not a curated record
CGCCAGUCCGCCGUCACUGCGGAUACCUGGGCCCAGUGCACGAGUAGGGGGAAAGGUGAAGCCUCGGUCUCGAGUGACUGGGCAGAUCUGCACCUGUGCGGCAGAUCCUCCCUUUGUCUCGGAUGAAGGGUGGGGGAUUCUUUGAAUAGAAAGGGUUAAAUCUCAGAGGGAGGAGAUCACUCUUGUCUGCCCCUCUCAAACACACACAGCCUCAUCGCCGGCUUCGACACUUCUGCGGGCCGAUGCCCAUGGAGGUGAAGUGGCCAUUCGCCCGGCGCCCGGGGCUGGGCUGGAGGCUCGGCAGCGCGCUGGUGACCGGGUUGGUGGGGCUGUACAGCCGCAUCUGGACCCAAUACAUGAACCGGCUGUUGGUUCACAACAAGGAAACCCUGUACGAGGCAAUUGAACGGCGACCACAUGGCAAGCCCCUCAUCACUGUUGCCAACCACCAGUCCUGCAUGGAUGACCCACACAUCUGGGGUGUCCUCGAGUUGAAGCAGUUGUGGAGAACUCGGCGAAUGAGAUGGACUCCCACUGCAGCCGACAUCUGUUUCACUAAAGAACUACACUCACGGUUUUUCAGCCUGGGGAAAUGUGUUCCUGUGUGCCGUGGUGACGGUGUUUACCAGAAGGGAAUGGACUUCCUGCUUGAAAAGUUGAACCAUGGCGACUGGGUGCACUUCUUUCCAGAAGGGAAGGUAAACAUGACGCAGGAAUUCAUGAGGCUUAAGUGGGGAAUUGGUCGGCUCAUUUCCGAGUGCUCCCUGAAUCCCAUCAUCCUCCCGCUCUGGCACAUUGGCCUGUGUGACGUGCUCCCCAACAAGCCCCCAUACUACCCCCGCAUCGGGAAGAGAAUCACUGUCUACAUCGGGAGGCCCUUCACCCUUGAACAGGUGGUGCAGCAGCUGAGGGCCGAGAAGCGGUCCCCGGUGGAGAUGCGCAAAGCGCUGACGGACUUCAUCCAAGACGAGAUGUGGAAGCUGAAGGCGCUAGCUGAGGCGACCCACCAACGUUACCACCAGCCGCGGCAGCCCUGAACGGAGAGCGGUGAGAGGCCGCUCGGCCCGCCAGCACCACUACUGGACGUGAGGGGCAGAGGGAGUUCCCAGCUGCCGGUCCGGUCACUGCCUGCUCCUUCCCUGGCCUUCGGUUGCUCUGUGGUUGGACACUCGGGUCAUCAGU